UGAUAACAAUAUAUCAUAUCAUUGUUUUGGACUUUUGGGUCCGGAUACAAAUUAUUAUCCAAAAGAGAGUUGUGAGAAGUGGAGCCGACACACGUCGACCCCUAGCACCUUAAGGACACCCCAUGUGGUCACGUGUAAACGUUUGUUUGUCAUAAAAGAAAGUUUUUUUUGAGUAUGAAGUAUUCCGAGAAGUCUAAUCACAGAGAAGAGAGAAGAGAGAAAGAGAGAGUUAGCCUCUUCUUUAGUUGUUUGUUGCAAUAAACACAAACACAACUUCCCCAUUUUCUGCUUCUUUUUGUUCAACUCCUACACACUCCAAUCACACAAUCCACAACCCAUAGAGGAAACAAUAAAAUAAUCACAUCAAUCAAACCAAAAUAAAAAAAGAAGAAGAUGAUGAAAACCCCAAUUUAGUAUAAAGGAAGAAAAAAAAACAUUUCGAAUAACUUGAAACGGUUUUGAUUUUGCAGAAGAAGAUGAAGGAGAAGUCGGAGAGUGGCGGAGGAGUAGGAUACGUGAGAGCAGAUCAGAUAGAUUUAAAGAGUCUGGACGAGCAACUGCAGAGACACUUAAGCAAAGCAUGGACGAUGGAGAAGAGGAAGAGUUUGAGUGAUGGUGAAGACAACGUCAAUAACACCCGACAUAACCAGAACAACUUCGGACAUCGACAGCUUGUGUUUCAGAGGCCGCUUCUUGGUGGUGGAUAUAGCAACAACAACAACAACAGCAAGAACGACAUAAUUAGGUCGACCGAGGUUGGGAGGUCGAGAAGAGAGUGGGAAAUUGAUCCUUCUAAGCUUAUAAUCAAAAGUGUGAUUGCUAGAGGUACUUUUGGUACGGUUCACCGUGGAAUCUACGAUGGUCAAGAUGUCGCCGUGAAGCUACUAGACUGGGGAGAAGAGGGGCACAGGUCAGACGCAGAGAUAGCUUCGCUUAGAGCUGCUUUCACUCAAGAAGUUGCUGUUUGGCAUAAGCUUGACCAUCCCAAUGUCACCAAGUUCAUAGGAGCGGCGAUGGGGACAUCGGAGAUGAGCAUACAAACGGAAAACGGGCAAAUGGGGAUGCCGAGUAAUGUUUGCUGCGUCGUGGUUGAGUAUUGCCCCGGCGGCGCUCUCAAGUCUUUCCUCAUCAAAACUCGCCGCCGCAAACUCGCUUUCAAAGUUGUUAUCCAACUCUCCCUUGAUCUUGCUCGCGGGUUAAGUUACUUGCACUCUCAGAAGAUUGUGCAUAGAGACGUGAAAACAGAGAACAUGCUUUUAGACAAGUCACGUACCUUAAAGAUUGCAGAUUUUGGUGUGGCUCGUCUCGAGGCUUCAAACCCUAACGACAUGACCGGUGAGACCGGAACCUUGGGCUACAUGGCUCCUGAGGUGUUAAACGGGAGUCCGUACAACAGAAAAUGCGAUGUGUAUAGCUUUGGGAUAUGCCUGUGGGAGAUUUACUGUUGCGACAUGCCUUAUCCUGACCUCAGCUUCUCCGAAGUCACCUCUGCCGUCGUCCGCCAGAAUUUGAGACCGGAGAUACCUAGAUGUUGUCCAAGCUCCCUAGUGAACGUGAUGAAGAGGUGUUGGGAUGCGAAUCCGGAGAAGCGGCCGGAGAUGGAGGAAGUGGUGGCGAUGUUGGAGGCUAUUGAUACUUCUAAAGGCGGAGGAAUGAUUCCUCCUGACCAACAACAAGGCUGUUUCUGUUUCCGACGACACCGAGGCCCAUGAAGUACACACUACGUUUCCAUUUUUAUCAUUAACUCAUGCAUAUAACUAUAUUUUGGUAGUAGAGAGAUUAUUUUAAGAAGUUAAUUGUGGGGUAAUUAAAAUGUUUUAAUUAGUUUGGUGUUUGAUUUAUAGGAUGAAUGUCGUACCUAUUUCAAACGAUCAUCUCAUACGUUAAACAUAUAACACAAAACCUAAUUCUAGCUC
Arabidopsis lyrata subsp. lyrata is the source of this 1916-nucleotide messenger RNA. RefSeq names its product serine/threonine-protein kinase HT1. Lineage: Eukaryota; Viridiplantae; Streptophyta; Magnoliopsida; Brassicales; Brassicaceae. Gene Ontology annotation, biological process: protein phosphorylation. Gene Ontology annotation, molecular function: ATP binding; protein kinase activity. The record is from RefSeq and is a predicted model, not a curated record. The coding region runs from base 477 to 1712 and encodes 411 amino acids. The transcript is spliced from 5 exons. Gene Ontology annotation, cellular component: plasma membrane.